AUGAACUGGCUGAGCAUAUUCUCUGGAGCUUUGGCUUCAGUUUCGAACAUUUCUAUAAUAAUAUGGUUAUUGCUUAUCACAUUACUAACUUGCAGACUCUACAAAAUAUAUUAUGAUGAACGUGCGAUCGAACGUAGAAAACAAAUAUCUCUACUACCGAGUUUAACAAAAACCUACUUGGAAACUAUCAAUUGUAUAUGGCAAGUAGCUAGUUUGAGACCUCUAGAUACGUUACCCUAUUUCUCCAGCGUUCUUAAAAGUGUUGGACCAUUGGUGUAUAUGAAUACUAUAAUACGUGACUACGUACUUAUCAACGAUCCCGAUGACAUAAAGAUAUUAUUGUCUAGUACUCAACAUAUUACCAAAGGACCAGAAUACAGUAUACUCGAACCUUGGUUGAGCACAGGGCUUCUGACCAGCACUGACGAGAAAUGGCAAACGCGAAGAAAGCUACUGACUAAUACAUUCCACUUCAAAAUUUUAGAAUCAUAUAUACCAGCUUUUAACCAUCAUGCAAACGGUUUAGUGCAAAGCCUUGCCAAGGCAUCGAAAAACAAUGAAAUUGACUUACAUUCGCACGUGACUCUAUGCGCAUUAGAUAUUGCCGACAUCCGAGAAGAACUUCAGGGAAUAUUUGGAGACAGUGAUCGAGAUGCUACAAUGGAAGACCUUAAAUCCAUGUUCACAUUGGAAAGAGUAAUAAAAGAAACCAUGAGACUUUACCCCAGUGUUCCUAGUGUUACAAGGAGACUGAAUCAACCAAUACAGCUUAAAAACCACUCAAUACCUGCACAUAGCAUUAUAGCCUUUUCGAUUUAUAUACUACAUCGUGACGAGUCAAUGUAUCCAAACCCAGAAGUAUUUGAUCCCGAUAGAUUUUUACCAGAGCAGUGUAACGAUCGACACCCAUAUGGAUACCUACCGUUUAGCGCAGGUUCGAGAAACUGUAUUGGUCAAAAAUUUGCAAUGUAUCUAAUGAAGACGGUACUAUCAACGGUUGUUAGACACAUGAAAUUGGAAACACUGGGAACACAAAAAGAUAUUGUUGUUUCUACACAGUUGGUAUUAAAAGCUGAUUCGUUGCCCAGUUUAAAAUUAACGCCACUUUUCGAAAAUCAUAAGAAAUAA
Molecule: messenger RNA, 1128 nt
Organism: Adelges cooleyi (spruce gall adelgid)
Lineage: Eukaryota; Metazoa; Arthropoda; Insecta; Hemiptera; Adelgidae
Product: cytochrome P450 4C1-like
Exons: 7
Coding region: 1-1128 (375 amino acids)
Molecular function (GO): monooxygenase activity; iron ion binding; heme binding
Source: RefSeq, a predicted model, not a curated record